This is a messenger RNA of Panicum virgatum (switchgrass), 699 nucleotides long. RefSeq lists its product as uncharacterized. NCBI's taxonomy places the organism in Eukaryota, Viridiplantae, Streptophyta, Magnoliopsida, Poales, Poaceae. The coding region runs from base 1 to 699 and encodes 232 amino acids. The transcript has a single exon. The record is from RefSeq and is a predicted model, not a curated record.
AUGAUGACUCUAAAGAACCCGAGGAAGAAAAUCCACGGAAAACAUUCGAUACAAGCUUCCUCAUGUUUGCUUCCCGGAAACAAGAUCACCGUGGACGAGCAGUUCACUCGUUUUGUUGAGAUGAUCCAGAAGAUACAUGUCAACAUCCCAUUGCUGGACGUAAUGCAUGUACCAACUAACACCCGCUACAUCAAGAACAUCAUCAACAACAAGCGACUGCUGCCCACAUUAGAGGUUGUCAAGCUUACGGAAGAAUGUAGCGUUGCUAUACUCAACCAACCUCCAAAGAAGAAAGAAGACCCGGGAUGCCCAACGAUCAAUUGUUCGAUUGGGACUCAACACUUCGGCAAUGCCUUGUGUGACCAUGGGGCUAGUGUCUGCGUAAUGCCUAAGGUCGUCUUCGACAAGCUCAACUUCACGCAUCUAACGCCAACACCGAUGCACCUCCAGCUAGCAGACUCUUCAGUCCGCUAUCCAAAGGGAAUCACUGAAGACGUUCCAGUCAGAGUUCGAGACUACUUCAUCCCAGUUGACUUCGUAGUGCUCGACAUGGAAAUAUCAAAAGAGACACUGCUCAUCCUUGGGCGGCCAUUCCUGAGCACUACUGGAGCACACAUCGAUGUGGGAGUUGGAGAAAUCCGCUUCAACAUCAAUGGGAAAGAAGAAAAAUUCCCAUUCCGGCCCCAGAAGGAAAAAUGA